Molecule: messenger RNA, 1204 nt
Organism: Musa acuminata AAA Group (dessert banana)
Lineage: Eukaryota; Viridiplantae; Streptophyta; Magnoliopsida; Zingiberales; Musaceae
Product: very-long-chain 3-oxoacyl-CoA reductase 1
Exons: 3
Coding region: 33-1001 (322 amino acids)
Cellular component (GO): endoplasmic reticulum
Molecular function (GO): ketoreductase activity
Source: RefSeq, a predicted model, not a curated record
CGCGCGAACACACACACAAAGCCUGGGAAGCCAUGGCGGCGUUCGCCCUCCACCACCAGCUCCAAACCCUCCCCGCCUGGCUCCUCUUCGCUGCCGCCGUCGGCCUCUUUGCCUUACUUAGAUCAUCCAUCGCCGCCCUCCGCUGGGCCUUCGUCACCUUCCUCCGCCCCGGCAAGGACGUUCGCCGCUACGGCUCUUGGGCCGUCGUCACCGGCUCCACUGACGGCAUCGGCCGGGCCUUCGCCCUCCAGCUCGCUCGCAAGGGCCUCAACCUCGUCCUCGUCGGCCGCAACCCCGACAAGCUCCGCGACGUUUCCGACGCCAUCCGCGCUCGGCACCCGGCCGCCAGCGUCGAGACCGUCGUCGUCGACCUAGCCGGUGACCUCGCCGAGGGCGUCGCCCGGCUCCAGAAGGCCGUCCAGGGGCUCGACGUCGGGAUCUUGGUCAACAACGCUGGGGUCUCGUACCCCUAUGCCAGGUUCUUCCACGAGGUGGAUGAGGAGCUGCUGAGGAGCCUGAUCAAGGUGAACGUGGAGGCGGUGACGAGGGUCACGCAGGCAGUGCUGCCGGGGAUGCUGGAGAGGAAGAGGGGCGCCAUCGUGAACAUCGGCUCGGGGGCGGCCAUCGUCAUCCCGUCCGAACCGCUCUACGGUGUCUACGCCGCGACGAAAGCGUACAUUGAUCAAUUCUCGAGAUGUCUGUAUGUUGAGUAUAAGGGCAAGGGAAUAGAUGUGCAAUGCCAGGUGCCCUUAUAUGUGGCGACAAAGAUGGCAUCGAUCAGGAGAUCUUCCUUCUUUGUUCCAUCACCAGACACCUAUGCCCGUGCAGCUUUGCGGUGUAUAGGCUAUGAACCAAGAUGCACACCCUACUGGCCCCAUUCCCUCAUUUGGUGUCUGCUCUCAGCCAUACCAGAGUCGGUUAUCGACCACUGGCGCUUGGGCUUCUGCAUGAACAUCCGCAAGAGGGGGCAGCUCAAAGACGCCAAAAGCAAGGAAAAUUAGCUCCUGAUAUCAUAGUGUGAGCGAUGGCUACUUCAGAAUACUAUUUAUUUUCAUCCCAAGAAUAAUUAUCAAUGGACAUGUAGGUUAUUACAGUGCUUGGAUUCACAAUCUGUGCAUGUACUUGUUAUGAAAAGCAGGAUUGAGCAUGCAGUGUCGUUGGAAACAAUUCCUCUAGAUUGAAGCUUCUGAGAUUGAUCUGGAAA